Pogoniulus pusillus (Red-fronted tinkerbird) is the source of this 2292-nucleotide messenger RNA. RefSeq names its product retinoic acid receptor alpha (gene RARA). Gene Ontology annotation, biological process: regulation of transcription by RNA polymerase II; cellular response to corticotropin-releasing hormone stimulus; retinoic acid receptor signaling pathway. The record is from RefSeq and is a predicted model, not a curated record. The transcript is spliced from 9 exons. Gene Ontology annotation, cellular component: transcription regulator complex; nucleus. Bases 386 to 1768 code for a protein of 460 amino acids. Gene Ontology annotation, molecular function: zinc ion binding; nuclear glucocorticoid receptor binding; nuclear receptor activity. Lineage: Eukaryota; Metazoa; Chordata; Aves; Piciformes; Lybiidae.
GAGCACAUGACUCGCAAUGGCCGCGGCCGCCGCUCGUUAAGCCCCCCCCUUCCUCCUCUUUCUCCUCCUCCCUCUGUUAACCCCCCCUCCUCACCUUCCUCCUCCUUCUCUCUCCUCAGGCCGGGUUGUUUCCCACCCCCACCCCCCUCCAACCCCCCCCCCCUCCGUUUCCCGAUCCCCGCCGCCGCCGCCAUGCAACCGCCACCGGGAGCUUCCCGGUUUUAAGGAUCUCGGUGUGAAGUCGCCGUGUUCAGCGCUGCAGGAGCCAGCGUCGCCAGCCAGGACAGCCGCUGGGCAGCGGGGAGCCCGCGGGCCCCAUGCUCUGCUCGGCGCCCGCGCCCCACACCUGAGAGCCCCCCCUCCCCACACCGGAGAGGCCCCCACCAUGGCCAGCAACAGCAGCUCCUGCCCCACGCCUGGAGGCGGGCACCUCAAUGGCUACCCUGUGCCCCCCUACGCCUUUUUCUUCCCCCACAUGCUGGGGGGGCUCUCACCGCCCAGCACACUGGCUGGCAUCCAGCACCAGCUGCCCGUCAGCGGAUACAGCACCCCCUCACCUGCCACCGUCGAGACGCAGAGCACCAGCUCGGAGGAGAUCGUGCCCAGCCCGCCCUCGCCCCCGCCCCUGCCCCGCAUCUACAAGCCCUGCUUCGUGUGCCAGGACAAGUCCUCGGGGUACCACUACGGGGUCAGCGCCUGCGAGGGCUGCAAGGGCUUCUUCCGCCGCAGCAUCCAGAAGAACAUGGUGUACACGUGCCACCGGGACAAGAACUGCAUCAUCAACAAGGUGACCCGCAACCGGUGCCAGUACUGCCGCCUCCAGAAGUGCUUCGAAGUUGGCAUGUCCAAGGAGUCCGUCCGCAAUGACCGGAACAAGAAGAAGAAAGAUGUGCCCAAGCCAGAGUGCUCGGAGAGCUACAUCAUCACCCCCGAGGUGGAGGAGCUGAUCGAGAAGGUGCGCAAAGCCCACCAGGAGACCUUCCCUGCCCUCUGCCAGCUCGGCAAAUACACUACGAACAACAGCUCGGAGCAGAGAGUGUCCCUGGACAUCGACCUGUGGGACAAGUUCAGCGAGCUCUCCACCAAGUGCAUCAUCAAGACGGUGGAGUUCGCCAAGCAGCUGCCAGGCUUCACCACGCUCACCAUCGCCGACCAGAUCACGCUGCUCAAAGCCGCCUGCCUCGACAUCCUGAUCCUGCGGAUCUGUACCCGCUACACGCCGGAGCAGGACACGAUGACCUUCUCGGAUGGGCUGACGCUGAACCGCACCCAGAUGCACAACGCAGGCUUCGGGCCCCUCACCGACCUGGUGUUCGCCUUCGCCAACCAGCUGCUGCCCCUGGAGAUGGACGACGCCGAGACCGGGCUGCUCAGUGCCAUCUGCCUCAUCUGCGGAGACCGGCAGGACCUGGAGCAGCCUGACAGAGUGGACAAGCUGCAGGAGCCGCUGCUGGAGGCGCUGAAGAUCUACGUGAGGAAGAGGAGGCCCAACAAGCCCCACAUGUUCCCCAAGAUGCUCAUGAAGAUCACAGAUCUCCGCAGCAUCAGCGCCAAGGGCGCCGAGCGGGUGAUCACGCUGAAGAUGGAGAUCCCGGGCUCGAUGCCACCUCUCAUCCAGGAGAUGCUGGAGAACUCGGAGGGCAUGGACACGCUGGGGGGACAGCCAGGUGGUCCCCGUGCCAGCAGCCUGGGGCCCCCUCCGGGCAGCUGCAGCCCAAGCCUCUCGCCCAGCUCCAACCGCAGCAGCCCUGCCACGCACUCGCCGUGACCCGCGCCCGGCGUGCACCAGGACAGAGCCCUGCAGGCUGGCACCUGGCGGAGGGGUGAGGGGCGUGGAGCUACCCACGCCUCGCCCUGGCUGCAGCCCCCUCCCGCGGAGAGAGGGGGGCGGACUCUUUGCAGCCCUUCGCUGGCGUAACCCCAGGACUCCUCCCAGGCCGGAGCGGACCCCAUGGGGAGCCUCCAGCCCCCAGCCCCGGACGGAGGCCGUCGGUUGAGUCACAUUUCAGGGGUGUGGGGGCCCCUCGGCUGCCCCCCCCAGCCCCACCAGCACCAGCACACACACGGGACCGCCACCACCGAGCCACCUCCACCUCCCCGUCCCCUCCCCCCGUGCCCCAUCCCGGCUGCCCGGUGUGGAGGGGGAGGUGUAGGGGUGGGGGGGAGCGACACGACCCGGCCAGCCCCCUGCCCGCCGAGGGAGCAGAGUCAUUUAAAGAGAGAAGAAAGCAAAGUUAUAUAUAUAUAAAUAUCUAUAAAUAUCUAUAAAUACCUUUUAAAACCUUUGUAAAA